Messenger RNA from Marmota monax (woodchuck), 3019 nucleotides. RefSeq names its product rubicon like autophagy enhancer (gene Rubcnl). Gene Ontology annotation, molecular function: phosphatidylinositol phosphate binding. NCBI's taxonomy places the organism in Eukaryota, Metazoa, Chordata, Mammalia, Rodentia, Sciuridae. The transcript is spliced from 14 exons. The coding region runs from base 606 to 2570 and encodes 654 amino acids. The record is from RefSeq and is a predicted model, not a curated record. Gene Ontology annotation, cellular component: autophagosome membrane; intracellular membrane-bounded organelle. Gene Ontology annotation, biological process: autophagosome-lysosome fusion; autophagosome-endosome fusion; autophagosome maturation.
AAGAACAAUGCUCAAAAUACCAGGGUUUUGGUUUCGUUAUCUGGAAACGAGAAAGGGCAGAGAUAAGGAACCAGGGAGAGUGUCACAGAGUUUGGUUUUACCAAGCAAGCAGAAGGGGCUCUUCUAAGAGAGCCAGGGCCAGUUAGGCUUGCAGGUGGCUCUGAGAUCCUUUCCUUAGAGGAGUUAGGGGACCUGGACAGCGCGCUAAGCCUCCUAGAGGCGGAGGGACGCCUUGCGCGCAGUCCUACUAACAGGCAGGGUUGUUUCUGUUUUCAAAAACUUUCUGUAUGCGCUGGCAGCUUCUUUCAGUUCCAUCAAGAUCGCUGAGCUCCCUAGGGCGCUACUGUGACGGUAUUCCAAACUCUCGCUGCAAGAGGGCAAGAUGACGAUUAGGUUGGACAGAUGCUGACGACCAAGUUCUCGGUCGGGCUUCGGGCGGAGAAGCCAGAUGAGGUCUGAAUGCUGCAGCUCCAUGUUCCGGGCGAGCUCUUCAGACCUCCAGCUGGCCAUGUGGUGAGUUCAGAGACCUGAUCAGGGCGUACCACAGCCAUCAGAGAACUCCUGUCUGUUCUGAACUGAUUCACACCAGCUCCAAGCCUGGAAGGAUGGUGUCACAGUCAAUAGGCCGGCGGGAUUCUCCUGCGGACCUCUGGGAAGGGAUCAGUCAUGACACUGGCAGCUCACCCAGUAUCCUGGACACUGACCACCCUCCUUGCCAAGUAGACAUCAGGGUCACGAGGCACAAAGCUGCCUGGAUUAACCCCCUGUGUGCGCAGCAGCAAAUGCCGGAUUUACCCCUCCAGGUGCCAAAAGUGGGGACUAGGGGGAACCAUUUUGUGAUGGAUGCUGCCUGCCCCUUGGGCCCUUCACCAUCGUCUCUUGGGGGUCCCGUGGCAGAGACCUCAUUGUCUGAGAAUUCUGUGGCCUCCAAGGGUUCAGGCGAAAAGAACAGUCACUUCUUCACCUCCACAAAAGAGCCAGAGCUGUUCCCAGCACCUUCUCAGCGAGUGUCUCUGCUCAAAAGCCCUGAGAUUUUGGCCUCUUCCCCAUGUCCUGAAACUGACAGUGAUGUUUUUGAGUCUUCCCACUUGACUGCUUCUGCUGAUGAAGGUGCUGUUCAAAUAAGGAGAAGAGCCAUUUCUUUGAAUUCCGUCUUCCCAGAGGCAUUUGUAUUACCUGUUGACAUAGAAAAGGAGAAUGCCUACUUUCAUGUUGCCGAUAUGAUUAUAUCAGCUAUGGAGAAAAUGAAGUGUGACAUUGUGAGUCAACAGCAGGCAGAGAGCUGGAGCAUACAAGAAGCCAGUGGGUCCCUUGGGAGUGACCAAGUCGACUCUGAAAUGACCAUUUAUACCAACCCAAAGCAAGAAUCUGGGUCUUCCACUUCCUCUGACAGUGGCUAUGAAGGUUGUGCUGUGUUACAGGUCAACCCGAAGGUCGAGACACCUUCUCACUAUAAUGUGGUGCAAGAGGCCUGCAGAUGCAACCUUGAUGAGUUUGUUAUUGUAGAAGUUGGAGAGUUUAAUGAUAUCAGAGAAACUUGUAGCUGUUCCUACAGGUCCUGUAAGAGUGUUUCUCAUGAGGCAGACUUCAAUUCUCCCGAGUUGUUAGCCAAAGAGUUGUACCAAGUAUUCCAGAAGUGCUGGGUAUCGUCAGCAGUUAAGUAUCAGCUGGCAGAUUCCCUGAAUGCAAGUGAUUCAGGAGUUGCAAAUGAAGAAAAUGUCCGAAAAGACUUUGAAUCCAGUGUGGAUAUAGUACAGGACAUUCAAUUUAAGUCUAGGAUCAGAGGGACUGAAGACUGGGCUCCCCCUAGAUUUCAGAUCAUACUUGAUCUUCAUCCACCACUCAAGAGGGAGCUGGUGGUAGUGGCCCAGAAUUUUCUCUGUGCUGGCUGUGGAACUCCAGUAGAGCCUAAGUUUGUGAAGCGGCUCCGGUACUGUGAAUAUCUGGGGAAGUAUUUCUGUGACUGCUGCUACUCGUAUGCAGAGUCCUGCAUCCCUGCACGGAUCCUGAUGAUGUGGGACUUCAGGAAGUACCACGUCAGCAAUUUCUCCAAAAAGCUCCUGGAUAGCAUAUGGCACCAACCCAUAUUCAAUCUGCUGAGCAUCGGCCAGAACCUCUAUGCGAAAGUCAAGGAACUGGACAGGGUAAAGGACAUCCAGGAGCAGCUUUUUCAUAUCAAGAAGCUAUUGAAGACCUGCAGGUUUGCUGCCAGUGCAUUAAAGGAGUUUGAGCAGGUUCCCAGACACUUGACUGAAGUCCUCCACGUGUUCUCCCUGGAGGACCUCCUCAGGACCAAGAGAGGGCUGCUGGCACCCUUACUCAAGGACAUUCUGAAAGCAGCCCUUGCACAUGUGGCCAGCUGUGAGCUCUGUCAGGGAAAGGGCUUCAUUUGUGAAUUUUGCCGGAGUGCAACUGUCAUCUUCCCAUUUCAGACGGCAACUUGUAGAAGAUGUUCAGCAUGCAGGGCUUGCUUUCACAAACAGUGCUUCCAGUCAUCCCGGUGCCCUCGGUGUGCAAGGAUCACUACUUGGCGGAGACUUUUGGAAAGUUUGCCCUCUGCAGCAACGUGAUGCCCCUUGAGUAUUGUCAACCGUCGUUCAACAUGCCUUAUGAUAAAAUGCAUUUGUGUGUAUUAUUGUCACUUUGUUUUUGGUAUCAGGAAUUGUAUAUUUAUGAAAAAAUAUGGCCCAGAUUUCUCUUUAUUAUAUACAUAUAUGUACAUAUUUAAAAUUUUUAAAAUGCAUAAUUUUUGUUAUUAAGUAUAUUGUUACUAAUACGUGUUUACACAUGGUAACAUACUAGUGUACACAUGUGUGACAUUUUUGCUGCUACUAGGGUUAUUUAAGAGUUUUUAAAGGGCAUUUCUUAAAUUGUAUUGUAAUAGUUGUAUUUAGUUAAUCUUGGAGCCUUUUAUAAAUUGUAACUGACAAAAUGAAUUAGUUCCUCUUCCUUUAAAGCUUGUUUGGUGAAACUGGUUCUUUCAGUGAACAGAAAUAAAACCUGAAAUCUGUCUGCUCCA